ACACAAUCAACCAACAUGUACAUGAACAACCACACACAUAUAUUACUACUGUUGACAUUGGCCUUCAUGGGCAUGGCCUUGGGCCAGACCUUGAAGAUGGCCGUCCUGCUGCCAGGCGUCAUCACGGACGUCUCCUUCAACUACAUGGUCAACCAAGGCGCUGGCCGCUCUGAACAGCAGUUGCAAAUAUCCUCGUCGGCCAUCCUGGAGAUGGUCAACACGUACGACGAGGUCUACGACAACAUCGUCAGCAGCAUUAACAAUGGAUACAACUACAUCAUCACCUGUGAUCCGAGCCAGGCCAGCGCCGCCUUUGACGCCGCCCACCGCUACGCGUCCAGACGCAAGGUCUACUUCCUGAUCAGGACCUCCGGCGUGCACCAGGACAGCAACCAGUACAUCUCGUCGUACGACCUCAACCCAAUCUCGCCAUUCUACAUGCUUGGAUACAUUGCCGGUCUGAGUAGGAACAACAUUGGACUGGUCGUGCCCGGUCCACCCGUGGAGAACUACUACACCGCCAACGCCUUUUACUCUGGCGUGGCCGCUGCCAAUGCCAACGCCGUGGUCAAUGUCGUCUCGACCAAAUCGUACAACGACCCAGACACUGCACUUGGCGCCGUUAACAUACUCAAGGGUCUGUCGAUCGAUGCCAUCACCCAGAGCCAGUACACCAUGAGCGUCUCACAAUCCUUCCUCAAGCAAGGUGUUGCCGCCUUUGGCUCCAAUGGAUUCCCUCACGAGUCCGUCCUCGGCGACUUUGUUCUCCAGAGCAUCGUAACCAACUAUCACGUCCUGUUCACCCAAGUUGGACAAUCAAUCAAAGAUCAGUCCUUUGAGAACACCCAUCACUACCUCGACUUUAACAAUGGAUUCUACACACUUGAUCGUUUCUCAUUCUUGGUAAGUCCACUCAUUCAAUCAUUCAAUCAUCCAAUCAAUCAAUCACUCGAUCGCAACGUUGAAGUGUUUGGCUCCAAGUGCAUUACUCAUGCCGACAUGUUGUCAAUGACAGAGUUGUACGAUGACGUUGUGGACAAGGGAUACUACUCAGUGCCAACCACCGAGAUCUAUGACCGCGAUCGUAUCAACAAGGUCUUUAUCUCAGUAUCGUCCAUUCAGAUAUUCGCCGGCUUGGUCCUGAUGACCAUGUGCAUCUUCCUGCGCAACAAGUUGCCAGUGCAAUACUCCAACCUGUUGUUCAUCGGUGGACUUAUGCUUGGAACAUUGUUGGUGCCAAUCGGUGUGAUCUUGUUCAACACUCAUCAGAAGACCAAGGGCCUGUGCAUCUCCCGUGUCUGGAUGAUCUCGCUCGGCUACACCUUCCUCGUGGGCCUCAUGAUUAUCAAGAACACCAGGAUCUACCUCAAGUUCAAUGAGCUGCUCGCCAAGAAGUCAGACAAGAUCUCGCCCAUCAUGCCACAGCGUGUGUACAACCUGUACUCGGGCAUCUUGCUGCUCAACCUCCUGUUGUUGGCCUUGUAUUCUGGCGUUGGCGGCCCAACCAACUUUAACUCGCUUGGCCUCGACGGCAUUGGCAAGUACGAGUUCACUCAAACCUGUGUGAACAACCAACAUGGUGACAACAUCCUGUACGCCUUGCUCGUGUUCCACGGUCUCCAGCUGCUCUAUGGAUGCGUCAUCUCUUGGAAGACUCGCGUGAUCGAUCUCGAGGAGUUUGAGGAGACCCAUGAGUUCGCCACCGUGACCUACCUCAUCACAUUCACGCUGUUCAUCGUCAUCCCAUUGAUGGCAGGCGUGGAGAGCCAGCGCAGUCGUGACGCCAUCGUCUCUUCCAUGGCCAUCUUCACCACAUUCACUGCCAUGCUCAUUAUCUUUGGCAGCAAGAUCUGGAAGAUUUACAAGCCAACAGAGGAUGACGGACUGCCCCAACUCAAGAUGCAGCGAACAAGGAAGAACCAGACCACCAUUUCCGGCGGCUCCCAAUUUAUGACCGCCAUGAACAGUGGUGGCAGUGGCGGCAACAGUGGCACCAGUGGCUACAGUGGCGGUGGAAGUCGCGGCUACUCCAACUCCAGG
Molecule: messenger RNA, 2040 nt
Organism: Acytostelium subglobosum LB1
Lineage: Eukaryota; Evosea; Eumycetozoa; Acytosteliales; Acytosteliaceae
Exons: 2
Biological process (GO): G protein-coupled receptor signaling pathway
Cellular component (GO): plasma membrane
Molecular function (GO): G protein-coupled receptor activity
Source: RefSeq, a predicted model, not a curated record